GGAGGCCGCGCCGAGGCCGCCGCCUGGGCCCGGGAAGCCGCCGCUCGGAGCGCCGAGCCGCGGCGCCUAGGCCGUGGCAGUCCCGGACCCACUGCUCCGGACCGGGCCCAGGUUGGUCUCCCCGCACCCCAUUCCCGCGGCCGCAGCCUCCGCGUGCGUCCGGCCUGGGCGCGCGGCAGCCGCCCCCCACCCCCCAUCCCUGGCCCUACCCGGGCCCGGCCGCUCCCCCGCUCCCCGGGGACAGCCCCUGCCCACUGCCCGCCCCUCGCGGCUCGGGCUGCCUGCCGGCGCCUGUCCCUCGUCCCCUUGGCCUGGAAAACCUCUCUCCCUGUAGCCCUGGCCCGCCAAACGUAGGCUCCCCCGAGCCCUGUCUUCUGAGGGACCCUCCCAACCCCCCUGCCCCCUGUUCAGACCCUGCGGCUCCGGCCCCCGAUGUCCCUCUAGCCUCAUCCUGGUUUCUGCACUUCGCCCUCCCUGUCCCAGCCCCCAUAUCACCUUCCCAGUCCCCUGGCACUAACCCCUUACAUCCCUUUCUUACCCCCUCGUAGAAGCGCCCACCCCCCUCUCCACAGCCCCUUUCUAGACACCCAAUACCAGACCUCCUUUUACCCCGAACACCAGCCCCCAGAUUCCCUUCCGAGCUCCCUGUAAAACCCCGCUGCUAAUUCUCCGCUGCCGGUCUCCAGCCUCCAUUCCAUCUCCCCACGGUCCCCUCUUACUUCGCCGGUACCAGCCCCCAAGCCCCCUCCCCAACGCCACCGUAACCACUUUCUAGCGCCCCGCCUCCAGCUCUCCUGUGCUCAUUCCAGCUCCCUCAUCCCAGCCCCCCAACUUUCACAUGGCCUCUUCCUAUGUCCCCGAAUUGGAGAUCUUUGCCAGUCUCCCCCUACCCUGACACCUUCCCGAUACUCUCAUGACCCCCUCCUAGCUCCUCCAUACCAGCCCCCAGGUCCCUUCAGCUCCGCCUCAGGCCCCGCCCUCGCGGGUUCCUUGGCUUAGGGUCGCUUCUCGCGUGCGUCCCCAGCUCCCGCCCGGCAGCCCGGCUGUCGGUCCCGGGCCGGCGGCCCCCGCAAGCCGCCGCCGGCCCCGCCCCCGGGCACCAUGCUGCCCUCGCAGGAGGCCUCCAAGCUCUACCACGAGCACUACAUGCGGAACUCGCGGGCCAUCGGUGUGCUAUGGGCCAUCUUCACCAUCUGCUUCGCCAUCAUCAACGUGGUGGUCUUCAUCCAGCCCUACUGGGUGGGCGACAGCGUGAGCACCCCCAAGCCUGGUUACUUCGGCCUCUUCCACUACUGUGUGGGCAGCGGGCUGGCGGGCCGCGAGCUCACCUGCCGCGGCUCGUUCACCGACUUCAGCACUAUCCCGUCCGGCGCCUUCAAGGCGGCCGCCUUCUUCGUGCUGCUCUCCAUGGUGCUGAUCCUCGGCUGCAUCACCUGCUUUGCUCUUUUCUUCUUCUGCAACACGGCCACGGUCUACAAGAUCUGCGCCUGGAUGCAGCUCUUGGCAGCUCUGUGCCUUGUGCUGGGCUGCAUGAUCUUCCCCGACGGCUGGGACGCCGAGACGAUCCGGGACAUGUGUGGGGCCAAGACCGGGAAGUACUCCCUGGGGGACUGUUCGGUGCGCUGGGCGUACAUCCUGGCCAUCAUCGGCAUCCUCAACGCCCUCAUCCUCUCCUUCCUUGCCUUCGUGCUGGGCAACCGGCAAACGGACCUGCUGCAGGAGGAGCUCAAGCAGGAGAACAAAGAUUUUGUGGGCUCUACAGUAAGCUCUGUGUUGCGGCCAGGGGGUGAUGUCUCUGGAUGGGGAGUCCUCCCCUGUCCCGUCGCUCACUCACAGGGACCCUGAAGGCCGGGAUCACAGCCCAGGAGUUGACCUGCCCUCAGCUUGUCCUGUCUCCUGCCCUCUCAUCCCUCCAUUCACGCUCUGAGGGAAGACCCCGAUCUUGGACUGACCUCACCUGCUACCUGCCUGCGAGCUCCGGGCUUUGAAGAGAGGCUGGGGCUGGGAUGCAGCCUGAGGGAGGGGAGAGGCCCUGCAGAGCCUGGGAGGGUCUGGGUCUGCACCUCCCUCAACUGACCUAAGGGAGACAGCCCCCAGUCCCUGGCCUCCUCUUCCCCUCCAGUCUGGCCAGGGCCUUGCAGAGUCUUCAGGGGAAGGCGACGCCGUGGUUCCCCCACCAGGCUCCCUCAGUCCGGAGGGCUGCUGCCUGGCUCUAUCCUCGCCUCCUCUGGUCCCCGCCUCCUGCAGAAACUUAUCCAAGACACUGCUCCAGGGCAGCAGACUGGACUCUUUCCUAUCUUUUUUUUUGGCUGAUGGUGGUUCCAUCAUCUCGUCACAGAGCUCCAGGCGCCACCGGCCUCCCUCGGGCCUCUCUGCUCCUGCUGCAGCCUGGUCCCAGCUCUCUCAAAGGAGUCUGAGCUGCACCGAGGGAGAAAGCACAGGGCCUUCUGGUCAGAUGCUGACUGGGGCCCUGUCCACGUGGACUCUGAGCCAAGACAGGCAGGCUCUGGAGGCAGUGCCUGGACUCCUGUCUUGAUGGCGCUUGGCCUCUGCAGCUGGGGCUGGAAGUAGCUCUGGGGCUAGCCUGGCCUCCUCCCUGCUCGGAUGGCUCACCAGUGACUGGACCCUUGACCCCGGCCUGUUUUGUACAGCGUAGAACUUCUUGGCUCUGUUGUCAGGGUUGGGGAGAGGCGCCCAUGAGUAGGGAAUUAGGGGAUGCGUCGCCCCUCUGCCCCUUCUCGUGCUGUCCCCCCAUCCCCUUCUGCCAAGGGCAGAGACUGUCUUGCCUCUUUGAUACUUUUCUGCGUAACUUGAACUUGCAGGUCACCUCUGAACAGGGUAUCCCCUGUCCCCAUCCCCAGCCCUAGUAACCCUCUCCCCACCUCUUCCUCCUCCCUGCCCACCUCUCGCCUUGCGGUUUGCCCAGGGUCUGCAACCCAGUGGGCACGCUUGGAGCCGAGGCAUGAGUGUGUGUGUGUGUGUGUGUGUGUGUGUGUGUGUGUGUGCGCGCGCGCGCGCGCGUGUAGGUGUUUGUGGGGCAGAUGAAGUCUUCUCUCCCCCUCUCCUCCCACCGUGGGGACAUCUCCUCCCUUCCUGCAGGGAGCACAGGAAGGAGACUGCAGGUGUUUCUGACCUCCCCUCACUGCCUUGGGGACCUGGUGGUAGAGCCAUCUGGCUUGGGGCGUGGAUGGCCCCUUCCAGCCCCCAUUUUGGCGGCCGGUUGGCUUCAUUUCGUGUGCCUACUUCUGUCUCCAGGUACUGGCUGCCUGGCCUAUUGUGGAGGGGGGGCAUGAGGCCCCUGCAGGCUCAGUGGGGAAGCGUGUGGUCUCCCUGUCAUGUCGGCCUCAGCCCAAGGAGGGAGGAAAGCAGCGAGUGCCAUGUAUUUGCAGCCUUGUGUUCAUUUCCAUAGGACCUGGACCUGACAGAGUUUCCAAGACAGACCCUAGAAAUCCUCUGCCUGAGUCCCCCAUCUGGACCCUAACUGGAGUCACAUGCUGGGGCCUGGGAGGGUUCCUGAAACCUGGAACUUAACUAAGUCCUGACCCCGGCCCUCUCUACUCCCUCCUCCUGGGCAGACACCUGCCCCUUGUGCUGUGGUCCCUGCACUGUGCUCCCCUCUCCCCUGCUCCCACCAGGGUCCCGUGCUGAGUGGGAGGGUGAGGGGAGCCUCGUGAAGGUGUGGAGUGGGGGGCAGAAGUGAGUUCCUCCAAGAUCCAAACCAAAGCCCAAUGUUGGAGGGCAUCAGGGGGAGGGGCCAGGAGCAAGGGAUUAGAAAUGGGAGGAAGGGGACUUCCCUGGCGGGCCAGUGGCUAAGACUCCACGCUUCCAGUGCAGGGGGUGCGGGUUCCAUCCCUGGUCGGGGAACUAAGAUACCACGUGCCGCAUGGUGCGGCCAUAAAAAGAGAAAAGAAAUGGGGAGAAGACAGAGAUGGGAGAAAGAGAAGAAGGAGGUGCAGAGACAGGGAGAGAAGGAGGGAGGGAGACCAGGCGAUGGGGGGUGGGGUGGAUUUAGAGGGUAUAGAAGUGGAGCAAGUGACCAGAGAGGGAGGCGUGAUGGAUAGAGCACCUGGAGGUGGGAGGGGAGGUGGCCAGAGACGAGGAAGGAACGGGGAUGGGAAGGAGGCAAAGGGAGAGGUGAGCUGUUGGAGGCCAGGUGCAGGGGGAGAAAGGAAGGGGAAGGAGAGGAGGAUAGAGGGGACAGGACUCGGAGGAAUGGGGAGCAGCUGCUGCGUGCCCACUGUGCGAGGGGAGAGCCUAUCACCCACGGGGGCCACAGACCCCUGUGGGCUGCUGGUGGGAAGGUUAGGACCUACCUCCUCAGAGGCGGAGGCGGGGCCCAGGCAGCCAUGCCCCACCCCAUUGGGGUAGAGGCGCCACAUCAAGGGAACUGUCUAGGUGAUUGCUGAGCAGGUUAGCGCCACUGGAGUGGGUUAGUGGUAGAGAAAGGGAGGGUGGUUCCCCUUGGGGUGGUUGGACAGUGAUUCCCUGUUACCAUCCACCCAGCCAGCUGCUGUGGGGCAGUGGGAGACGCACCCAGGAGCUUGGGGUUAGGAGGGGAGUGUUGGUGGGGCUGAAGGAGCACCAGGGUGCCUUAGGGAAGGGAAAGAGGCUGGAGUGGGUACCAAACCAAAGCCCUGUCCCUGAAGCUUUUUAGCAGAGGUGGGAGCAGAGCGGGAAACAUGUUUCAACCAGAGACCCCAGGUGAGGCUGAAGUGUCACCAAGCCGGGGCCCAGAUGGCUCUCUGGGGCCAGGAAGCCAUCACAGCAAGGAUGUCUGUAGUUUGCUCUCACCCACGUCUGGCAACUUCGCUUAAGCCUUCGGGAGGACGCUGAAGCAGAGAUGGUCCGUUCCCAGAUCGGUCUCUUGGUCCCUGAAAGACGCCGAGCUUUGAGCGGCCCACUGAGGCACCCCUCCCCCAGCCGUGCCUGGACCAGAGGGCUCUGGCACCAUCUGGUUUCCUUUGCCUGGUGUGGGACUAUCUCAGGAGAGGCCAAUGCAGCUCCAACCUAGUGGGGGUUCAGAGCACUGCUUGUUCAAGUCCUUCCGGGUCUUGGGAUGUGUGAACUUUCCUCUCUGGGGACCAGUACCCAUGGAGGAAAACGCCAUGGGUAGGAUCAAGAUCUUUUUCAGGCCUGCUAUAGCCAAGAAGUUAAGAGCUUUUAGACAAGGCUGUAGGGAAGAAUUCUUUGGCCACCUUUUGAAGUUCCUACUUGGGCACAGGGGAGUCACCCUUCUCCAGCUUCCAGUGUGAACUGAGAAAGGGAAACCCUCUCUCUGGAGAAGCUGGGACCUUCCCAGCACGAGAAACCUCCGCAGGCCCCUGCCUGGCUCAGGGCUAGCCUUCGGGGGGGACUGGAGUUUCCUGAGAAGGGAACAAGGGAGCCACAGUCCUCCCCUGAGCUCUGAUCAGCAGAGGGCCUAUGCUGUGUGUCAUUAGGAUAGCUUGGUGUUGUCUACACCCCAUUAGUAAGUUCCGUCUGAACGUGUCCUCACUGUUCAUCGUCCAAUUUGGUAACAUUGAUUUUGGUCCAGACCCCUUCUGCUGCUGCUGGGUUUGAGCUUCAGUGCAGGUGGAAUGACAUUCAAAUAAAGAAACACUUUAUAUCACCCAUGCUAGCUUCUCCUUCUCUGAGUUGGCCCCCAGGGGAUUAAGAGGGGCGAGAUUCAACCUGACCCUUUGUACCAGCCGUGGCUGCGUAUUAACAGACCUUAUGUGGAGGUAGCCAGACCAUGACUGACAUGGAACCCAGCACCACUUUCAAUCCUGGCUUUCAUCCUCAAGGACACCUCAUGGCCUGAAGUGGCUGCCUGGACUCGUCACUUUGAUCCACAAUUUCAUUUUAAAGAGACUUCUGGAGAUCCCAUAGGACUGAGUCACACUGCACACCUAACUGAAAUGUAAUCUGUUAACAAAUAAAAUUGUUGUUGUUUCCAAGGCGAAAGGAGAGAAGAGCUGGCAGUCUCUGCCAGCUCCUGAUUACAUGGGCUUGAAAACAAGGCUCCACCCUUUUCUGCCUGUGUGGCCUUGGUCAAGUCCUUUCACUUCUCUCUAAAGUAAGGAACAAUGAGGGAAUGCGUGUGAAUUGCUUUGCAGUGUCUUGCACAUAGUUAACAUGCCCCAUGUGUCAGCUACAUUGAUUAUAAUUUUUGCACUUGGGAAUUGAAUCUUCAUUCAACACAUUUUGAGCACAUAGUAUCUGCUAGGAACUUAAAGUAACAAAAUCAGAGUUUCUGUCUUAAGGGUCUGGUUGGGGAGAUGAAGUCUGCCUGGUGCAAGGUACUGUGGGUACCCCAGGUAGGGAUACCUUGCAUGGCUUUAGGUGGGGUGGGUAGAGCAGGGGAUGGACAAUUUUAACUGUAGGAUGAACAGGAGGUAGGCAGGCAGGCAGGGGCAAGGAGAGCCAUUCAUGAAAGACAGCGCAGCUUGGGGAAAAAGGCUGAGAUGAGAAACCGAAAUGAACCUGUGAAGAAAUAAGAGCAAUUUAGAAACGCUGAACUGUAAACUGUGAGGUAGGGAGGGUCAGAGAUUAAUCUGGAGAGAUCAGCACAGGCCAGAUGAUGACUAAGCUCUGAUGCUGUGUACAGCAGUUCAGACCUAAGAGCAAUGGGGCAGGAAUUUAAGCAGGAAAAGGACACAAUUAGAUAGGCAUUUCAGAAAGAUCACUCUGGUUGUAGUGUUAGGGGGUUGAGUUAGAUGGAGACAAUUUUAAGAAAAAGUAAAGCAGAAGUCUGGCCUGAAGCAAGGUGGUGGCAGUGCUUUUGAGAGAGGUAAGGAAUUCAAUAUUUAGGAAAUAGAAAUUACACUUAGUAACUGACUGAUUGUGGGGAUAAUGGAUACAGUGGCGUCAAGGAGGAGAGUUAAAUUUUUUGCUUGGGGGGAAAAGAAAAAUUUGCCAGUAUAGCAGGGGAGCAAGAUAAUCAGUUCAAUUUGAGACAUGCAUGUGGGACAUCCUGGUGGACUGUCCAGUAGUCAGUUGACUUAAUUAAUUUGGGAGCUCAAGAGAAAGAUUUGGGCCAGAAACACAAACACAUGCAGGUAAUGGUUGACAUAUGAAGUACAGAUGAGCUUGUUCAGGGUGACUGUGUAGUGUGAAAAGAGCAUGGGGCUGCAAAAUGCUGGAAAACAACAACAUAUAAAGGUCAGAGGAAUGGAUGUCCAGAGAGUCAGAGCUAUGACGAGAACCAUGAGAAUGUGGUGUUAGCGAAACCAAGGAUUUAGAAUUCAAGGGGAAGGUCAACUGAUCAGAUGGAGCAGAGGUCCAGAAUUAGGGACUUAAAAAUGUGUCUCCUAGAUUUGGGAACAAGGAAGCUACUGCUGGAUUUGGUAAAAGCCUGUUCAGAGGAGUGAGGUUAGAGCCCAAAUGAGGUCUGUUCAGGAAGAGAAUGGGAGGUGACUGAGUGCGGGUCACCUUCUGGAGAAGCGUGUCUAAGAAGGGAGAAUCGGUGACUGGAACUCUUUCAGGAAAUCUUAAGUAGAGUGAACAAGCAGUGGACAAAUACCAGCAUGUAAUCCAGAGGAGGAGGAGGAGUUCUGAAUGUAGGUCAUGGCCGGUAAGAGUUUAAAGAUAAAGAGAGGAUGACUAAUGGAAGAGGCGAGGAAGCCUCUUUUUGGGGGUAAAGUACAACGUUUAGGGAGCUCUUGCCCGAUGGCGUCCAAUUCUUCAGUGAAGCAGGAGGCAACACUGUCUACUGAAAGAGAAGGGAAUGAGCAAGGGGUUUGAGAAGAAUUAUGAAAGUUUGGAACAGUUGCUAAAGGAGCUGUCCAAGGAUAUAAAAGGAUCAAGAAAAGGACUGAUGGGUGACCAUGAAUAUGUGGUGACACCAACAGAUGGGAGGGCAGGCACAGAAGGUAGACUAUAGACUGAAAGGGAGGUGCAAGGUAAGCCGAGUCAGAGAGCCACCAACAGAUCUAGGCUGGGUAUGGGAAAAGGAGAGCCUGCAAUGGGGCAAACUGACGGAGGAAAUGGAGAAAUCAAGGUGCUAAAGUUUACGUGAAAAAGCUGGAAGGUUAGGAGACUGUAUCUAAUUAGAAAGUUGGGUAUUUGACCUGAAUAUUCUGAGUAAUUCUUAUAAAAGACUUUGAGAUGUGAGGCAACCUGGUUAGGAUGUCUACCCAAAUGGUAAGGAUAAUGGCAGAAAUCGGUGUGCAGAAGACAAGCCAAGUUGCCCCAAAAAUCAAAGAAUCAGAGAGAGAGGUUGGACAGUUAAGAUGACAGCAGGAAGAAGGCUGAAAGCGCAGUAACCAAUGCGUGAGCAGCAGAGGAAGCAGGGAUUUUUAAUCUGAGGGAUAAGAUAUAUUUUGUCUGGAAACAUUUAGGGAGAGCCUCCACGCAACAGGAUGUGAGAAGGAGCAGCCUUCACGUCAGAGGCUGCAAAGGAGGUGGCGUCCUAACGAGAGAACCAUAUUCAGUCAAGGCCAACAGACAAUAUGGAGGAGGUAGGGGUUUGUCCAUCAAAGAAAAGAGCACUGCAGAAAAGUUGGGAGGGAAGGAUGGUAUGUCGUAAAAUUAGAGAGCGCUGGGAAGCCAGACGACAUGGAGGACUGUCAUUUUGGGAGGUGACUAAGGAGCAUGAAAUUGGUAGAACUCACCAGACUCCAAGUUUCCAACAGAGCUCUAGUUUGAAACCCCUUUCAAGUCCACUGAGGCAGAGCAGAAGGACUGGUGACACCAUCUGCUGGCACCCAUACAGAUCUGGAGUUCUGGAAAGCUCAUUUAGGUGCCGAAAUCCAACCUGAGUGGGUUGGAGGCUUCUUCAGAUUCAUUUAGUCAUUCAACAAAAUAUGUGUCAAAUGCCUGUUCUGCUCAGGUACUGCCAGGCUCUAGAAAUACACAAAUAAGUCAGACAGAGACCCUGGGCUCAAAUGACAUUAGGUCACUUAGUAGCAGGGCUGUUUGCCUGUUUAUUGUGGCUAUGUAAGGCUUUGUUCUUUGUUUUGUUAGACAUAUUGCAGCAUAAGACAAAUGUACAGGCAGAUGACCUAUUAAACAUAACCUUCUCACCAUAACCAAAGAAAAUCUUGCUGACCGCCCCAGAAGCCUUUCCAGUGCCCCCAAACACUACCCCCCUUCCUUCCCUCCUAAGAGUAACCACCGCCUGGAUUUUUAUUGUAAUCACUUUCCAACUUCUAUAAUUUUUUUCAUCCAAGUGAGCAUCUUUAAACAAAAUCGUUUAGUUUUGACUAUUCUUUGGAUAUGUCUUUACUCACUUUGUUUCUUUUCAUCCCUCCUUGCAAUUUGUUGAAGAAACUGGACCAUUUGUUAUGUAGUGUUCCACAGCUGGGAUUUUGCUGGCUCCAUUCUUGUGGUUUAGCUGAACAAGUUCCCUCUGUUCUCUGUAGUUCCAGAAAACUGGAUCUAGAUGCUUAUUCACAUUCAAGUGUAUGUUUGAACAUUUUAAUGACUGCUUCAUAGUUGUUGUUGUUUUUUAAUCAAGAGAUACAUAGUAUCUAAUUGCUUUUGUGUAAUUACGGGUUAAACAAUAGUGAUGCUCCAAACCUAUCAUUCUCUUAUUUGUGGGAGAGCUUCUAUAAAGGGAAACAUCCUCAUUUUCGAUCUAGCCAGAUAGUGGUACAACUUGUAUAGGAAAGGCAAGAAUAAUGCUGGAGUAUUUCCCUUUAUUUUCUAGUUUUCAAAAAUAGAGUUGGUUCCCUAACAUCCUCCCAAGAUGAACAAUUAUUAUGUUUUGGUACCAUUAUGAACUCAUGGAUUUAAACAUACUUGAUUCCGUUACAGUUAUCAUAAUUAAUGCUUAAAAUGUUGUCGCUGGUUAGCAGAAGCCUCUUUAAAUUGGUGUGUCUUUUUUUUUUUUUAAUAUUUAUUUAUUUGGCUGCACCGGGUCUUAAUUGUGGCACGUGGGAUCUUUAGUUGCAGCAUGCAGACUCAGUUGGGGCAUGUGGACUCUUAGUUGGUUCUCAAGGACAUUGGAUUCAUUUGCUUCCUCUCACAUUAAAGCCCUCAUAUAUAAUACCACAAAUAUAACUACUAAAACCAUAUUAUUUUCUGCUUAUUUCUUUGUAGUUGCACUGUACUUACAUUGCCUAGGUCACAUGAACCAGCUGACACUGCAGUCUCACCUUAUAUUCCUCAUUCAUUCUUAGUUCUACACGUAGCUAACUGCAUAUAAUUAACUCACAACCAGACUUUCUGUUGCUGUUUCUUAAGAUAGUUUGGGCAUCCAAAUCAGCUCAGUUUCUAACAUAUUCCUAAGAAAGAAUUAACAGGAAUAAAGUUUCCCAGGUUCUGGCAUAAGGAUGACAGUUUGCUGCUAUUACAUAGUUGGUAUGAAACUUUUGGUUCAUAGUCUCUUUGAGUAUCUUAAAUAUAUUAUUCCAUUCUCUUUUGCCAUAAAGUGUGGCUGUCAAAAAACCUGACAGAGGGACUUCCCUGGUGGCGCAGUGGUUAAGAAUCCGUCUGCCAAUGCAGGGGACACGAGUUUGAUCCCCGGCCUGGGAAGAUCCCACAUGCCGCAGAGCAACUAAGCCCGUGCACCACAACUACUGAGCCUGCACUCCAGAGCCCAUGCGCCACAACUACUGAGGCCACGUGCCUAGAGCCCGUGCUCCGCAACAAGAGAAGCCACCGCAAUGAGAAGCCCGUGCACCGCAAUGAAGAGUAGCCCCUGCUCCCUGCAACUAGAGAAAGCCCGCGCACAGCAACGAAGAACCAAUGCAGCCAUAAAACAAACCAAAACCUGACAGAGCUUAAUUUUCCUUCCAUUGUAAAUAACUUUUUAGGCCUAGAUAUCCAAGAUUUUUUCUUUUCUUUAAACUCCAACAAUUUUAGAAUGUCUUGAUAUUGGGUUUGAAUUCUUGGUUGAAUUUACAAGGUAUGCAUUAUGUUCUUUCAGUCUGUAGUUUGAAAUAUUUAAGGAAAAGUUUUCUUGAAUUAUAACUUUUGGUAUUUGUUCUGUUCUCUUGCUUUUAUUUUAUGUUGUGAAACGAUCACCGCAAUGUCUAAUCAACAUCUGUCAUCACACCGUUACAAAAAUUGUUUUCUUGUGAUUUUUUUUUUUUUUUUUUUUCCUGCGGUACUCAGGCCUCUCACCGUUGUGGCCUCUCCUGCUGCGGAGCACAGGCUCCGGACGCGGAGGCUCAGCAGCCAUGGCUCACGGGCCCAGCCGCUCCGCGGCAUGUGGGAUCCUCCCGGACCAGGGCACGAACCCGUGUCCCCUGCAUCGGCAGGCGGACUCUCAACCACUGCGCCACCAGGGAAGCCCGAUGAGAACUUUUAAGAUCUACUCCUUUAGCAACUUGCAAAUUCAGUAUUAUUAUUAUUUUAAAAUUUAUUUAUUUUAUUUAUUUUUGGCUGCAUUGGGUCUUCGUUGUUGCGCGCAGGCUUCCUCUAGUUGCGGUGAGCGGGGGCUACUCUUUGUUGUGGUGCACGGGCUUCUCAUUGUGGUGGCUUCUCUCUUUGCGAAGCACAGGCUCUAGGAGCGCAGGCUUCAGUAGUUGUGGCAUGCAGGCUCAGUAGUUGUGGCUCACGAGCUCUAGAGCACAGGCUCAGUAGUUGUGGUGCACGGACGGGCUUAGUUGCUCCACGUCAUGUGGGAUCUUCCCAGACCAGGGCUCGAACCCGUGUCCCCUGCAUUGGCAGGUGGAUUCUUAACCACGGCGCCACCAGGGAAGCCCGCAAAUACAGUAUUAUUAACUCUAGUCAACAGGCUGUAUAUUACAUCCCUAGGACUUAUUUAUAACUCCAAGUUUGACCUUUUGACCACCUUCACCCAUCUGGCCUACCUCCCAACCUCCACCUCUGGCAACCAACCACAAAUCUGUUCUCUGUAUCCCUGAGGUUUUUUUUUUGUUUGUUUUUUUAAGAUUACCCAUAUAAGUGAGAUCAUAUGGUAUCUGUCUUUUUCUAAAUUACUUCACUUAGCAUGAUGCCCUCAAGGAGCAACCAUGUUGUUGCAAAUGGUGGGAUUUCAUUUUUUGCUUAUGGCUGUCAUUGUAAAUAUACAUUUUCUUUAUCCAUUCAUCCAUUUAUGGACAUGUAGGAUGUUUCCAUAUCUAGGCUACUGUAAGUAAUGCUGCAGUGAACAUGGGGGUGCAAAUGUCUUUUUGAGUUAGUCUUUUUUUUUUUCAGGUAAAUACCCAGAAGUGGGAUUGCUGGAUCGUAUGGUAGUUCUAUUUUUAAUUCUCUGAGGAACCUCUGUACUGGUUUCCAUGGAGGCUGCAAAAAUUUACAUCCCCACCAAGAGUGCACAUGGGUUCACUUUUCUCCACAUCUUCAUUGAACUGAUUUGUCUUUUUGAUAACAGCCAUUCUAACAGGUGUGAAGUGGUAUUUCAUUGUAGUUUUGAUUUACAUUUCCCUGGUGAUUAGUGAUGUGGAGCACCUUUUAUGUCCUGUUUGCCAUCUGUCUCUCUUACUUGGAAAAGUAUAUUCAGAUCCUCUGCCCAUUUUUUAAUUGCAAUUUUUCUUUUUGUGUUAUAUGAGUUCUUUAUAUAUUUUUAGAUACUAACACCUUAUCAGAUAUAUGAUUUGUAAAUAUUUUCUCCCAUUCAGUAGGUUGCCUUUUCAUUUUGUCCAUGGUUCCCCUUCUUCUGCUGUGCAGACGAUUUUUAGUUUGAGGUAGUCUCACUUGUUUACUUUGGCUUUUGUUGCUUGUGUGGUGUCAAAUCCAAAAAAUCAUAAUCAAGACCGAUGGCAAGGAGCAUACUGCCUAUGUUUUCUUCUAGGAGUUUCAUAGUUUCAAGUAUUACAUUCAAGUCUUUAAUCCAUUGAGUUGAUUUCUGUACAUGGUGUAAGACAGUGGUCCCAUUACAUUCUUUUACACGUGGCUGUCCAGUUUUCCCACUUAUUAAAGAGACUGUCCUUUUCCCUGUUGUAUAUUCUUGGCUCCUCUGUCAUAAAUUAAUUGAUCAUAUAUGCGUGAGUUUAUUUUUGGGUUCUCUGUUCUGUUCCAUUUAUCUAUGUGUCUUUUUUUUUAAAUACUGUUGUAAUCACCACAGCUUUGUAAUAUAGUUUGAAAUCAGAAAGCAUGAUGCCCGCCUCCAGCUUUGUUCUUUCUCAAGAUUGCUUUGGCUAUUCAGGGUCUUUUGUGGUUCCACAUAUAUUUUAGGAUUGUUUGCUCUACUUCUGUGAAAUACGCCAUUGGAAUUUUGGUAAGGAUUGCACUCAAUCUUAAGAUUGCUUUUGGUUGUCUGUUUACUUGUUGAGUUUUAAGAGCUCUUUGUAUGUUGCGUAACAGUCCCUUAUUAGAGAUGUCUUUUGCAAGUAUUUUCUCCCAGUAUGUGGCUUGUCUUCUCACUCUGUUAGUGUAUUUUUUAGAACAGAUGUUAAUUUUAAAGUCCAGCUUACCAAUUAUUUCUUUCAUGAAUGGUGGUUUUGGUGUUGUAUCUAAAAAGUCAUCGCCAAACCCAAGGUUUUCUAGAUUUUCUGUUAUUGUCUAGGUAUAGUUUUGCAUUUAGGUCUGUGAUACAUUGAGUUAGUUUUUGUUAAGAGUUGUUUGUUUUUUCCCUUAAAUUUAUUUAUUUAUUUAUGGCUGUGUUGGGUCUUCAUUGCUGCGCACGGGCUUUCUCUAGUUGCAGCGAGUGGGAGCUACUCUUUGUUGCGGUGCGUGGGCAUCUCAUUGUGGUGGCUUCUCUUGUUCGAAGCACGGGCUCUAGAUGUGUGGGCUUCAGUAGUUGUGGCUUGCGGUCUCCAGAGCGCAGGCUCAGUAGUUGUGGCACACCAGCUUAGUUGCUCCGUGGCAUGUGGGAUCUUCUCAGACUAUGACUCGAACCCAUGUCCCCUGCACUGGCAGGCGGAUUCAUUAAAAAAAAAAAAUUAUUUAUUUGGCUGCAUUGGGUCUUCGUUGCUGAAAGCAGGCUUCCUCUAGUUGUGUCAAGCAGGGGCUACUGUUCGUUGCAGUGUGCGGGCUUCAUUAAUUGUGGCACGCAGGCUCAGUAGUUGUGGCUCUUGGGCUCUAGAGCGCAGGAUCAGUAGUUGUGGCACACGGGCUUACUUGCUCCAUGGCAUGUGGGAUCUUCCCGGACCAGGGCUCGAACCCGUGUCCCCUGCAUUGGCAGGCAGAUUUUUAACCACUGCACCACCAGGGAAGUCCUGUGAAGAGUGUUUAAGGUCUGUGUCUAGAUUCAUUUUUUGCACGUGGAUGUCCAACUGUUCCAGCCCCAUUUGUUGAAGACUAUCUUUUCCCCACCGUAUUGCCCUUGCUUGUUUGUCAAAUAUCAGUUGAUUGUAUUUGUGUGGGUUUGCUUCCGGGUGCUCUAUCAACCUAUUUGUCUAUUCUUAUUCCAGUACCAUGCUAUUUUGACUACUGUAGCUUUAUAGUAAGUCUCAAAGGCUGGCUGACUUCAUUCUUCCCUUUUAACACUGUGUUGGCUACUCUGGGUCUUUUUCCUCUGCCUAUAAACUUUAGAAUAAUUUUGUUGAUAUCCAGAAAACAACCUGCUGGGAUUUUAUUUUAUUUUUGGCUGUGUUGGGUCUUUGUUGCUGCGUGCAGGCUUUCUCUAGUUGCGUUGAGUGAGGGUUGCUCUUCGUAGUGGUGGGCAGCCUUCUCACUGCAGUGGCUUCUCUUGUUGCAGAGCACGGGCUCUAGGUGCACAGGCCUCAGUAGUUGCGGCACGUGUGCUCAGUAUUUGUGGCUCGCGGGCUCUAGAGCACAGGCUCAGUAGUUGUGGCGCACGGGCUUAGUUGCUCUGCGGCACGUGGGAUAUUCCUGGACCAGGACUCAAACCUGUGUCCCCUGCAUUCGCAGGCAGGUUCUUAACCACUGCGCCACCAGGGAGGCCCUAUCUGCUGGGACUUUGAUUGGGAUUACGAAUCUAAAGGUCAAGUUGAGAUCAGACAUCCUGACAUUGAGUCUUCCCAUUCAUGGCCAUGGAAUAUCCCUGUUUCUUUAGUUCUUUGAUUUCUUUCAUCAAGAAUUCUGUAGUUUUACCCAUAUAGGUCUUUUAGAUAUUUUGUUAGAUUUAUACCUAUUUCAUUUUUUCAGUUCUUAUGUAAAUGUUAGUGUUUAAACUUUCAAAUUCCAGUUGUUCGUAUGUAAGGAAGCAACUGACAUUUAUAUCAUUAACCUUAUACCUUGCAACCUUGCUAUAACUGCUUAUUAGUUGCAUCUUUUUAUUUUGGGGGGGUCAAUUCUUUUGGAUUUUCUAUAAGACAAUUAUGUCCUCCUCUGUGAACAGUCAUUUGUUUUCCCAAUCUGUAUACCUGUUAUUUCCUUUUCCUGUCCUAUUUCAUUAGCAUGCUUUUAUCUGUGGGGAUAUUAUUCUGCUCCUUUCUUGUAACUGUUUGGAAUUUGACUAUGGUACUUUCUGUUACCCAUUUUUAUGGGUAAAUAAAGGGAGGUAUGAUUUCUUUCUAGUUUCAAGGUUUUACAGCACAUUUUUUCUGUAUGUGUAAAAUAUUAAAAUAUGGACUGUGCAAACAAUAGCAGUUGACAUUCAGCAGAACAAUUAAUUUUUUUACAUAUUUAUUUAUUUAUAUUAUUUUUGGCUGUGUUGGGUCUUCAUUGCUGUGUGUGGGCUUUCUCUAGUUGCAGCGAGCAGGGGCUACUCUUCGUUGCGGUGCAUAGGCUUCUCAUUGCGGUGGCUUUUCUUGUUGUGGAGCAUGGGCUCUAGGUGAGCGGGCUUCAGUAGUUGUGGCACGUGGGCUCAGUAGUUGUGGCUCCUGGGCUCUGGAGCACAGGCUUAGUAGUUACGGCACACGAGCUUAGUUGCUCUGCGGCAUGUGGGAUCUUCCCGGACCAGGGCUUGAACCCAUGUCCCCUGUGCUGGCAGGCGGAUCUUUAACCACUGCGCCACCAGGGAAGCCCCAGCAGAACAACCUAUGACUUGUUUCUCUCAGGAGUUAAAGAACAAGGUAAGUUAUUUAACACUUUUAUGGACAAUCCUAGUUUCACUCAUUCAAAAUACUUUAUUUAAUGUGAUCCUCCACCUCUCCUGCUCAAUUUGGAUUCUAUCAGGAGUUUCUUUUCAGUGUGGAGCUCUGUCCUGGGAGCUUUGCUGUUUAGAAUUGUCUUGGGCCCAGACUGCUCCAGCCCCUUCAGACUUACCCAAGCACCUUUGCCCGCACUGCAAAUCCCUUCUAGUUUGACUGUUGUUCUCAAAUUGGCUCGCUGAACUUCCAAGUGAGUGCUCGUUUGGAGUUCUGAGACCCAUCAGACACACCAUUGCUUCCUCUGGAACAGAACGUGAUACCAUGAAGGUCUUGUGGCUAUUGGUGUUUUGAGGCUCAUGGGUAUGUGUAAUUUUCCUAUAAAGUUGCCCAAGGUUUUGUAUCUCAGAGUAAGUUUUGAGUGUAGGAGCAGGGAAAAGUUAUAGAGGAACACCAUCUCCUUCAAUAACUAUGCUUUUUCUCCAAGCUGUUUCCUUUAUUCAUCUUCAGCACAGGAACCUUUCUGUCUCUGAGCCUCAUAGCAGGUUAUGAAGGCUGUGCUGAUGAACUGAUAAUCAGUGUAGUUUCAAAGUAAAUGGCCUACUCCAUUUGGACAAUAGUGCAUUUUUUUCUUCAGGGUGACCUUUAGUAAACAGAGAACCAUGCACCAUCAAAAUGAUGCCUGAAGGCUAAAAAGCCCAGACUGCUUUUUAAGGCAAGAACUGGUAUGAUAUACUUUUCCUGCUAGUUAAGUGAUUUCUAGUCAGUUUCAAAGCAUCUCUAGCUAUCUCUUUUUGUUUCCUGGGUAAACUGCAAAAUUUCCAAUACUGUCAGUUGGAGCCUGCCAUUUAGAAGAGAGAAAUCUUGGACACAUUAUAUCCUCUGAAACUAAUAAAAAAUUAUAGAAUGGGAAUAAUAUACCUACCUUAACAUAUUCUAAGGAUGAAUGAGACAACCAAUGACAUAAAUGGAAGAGCCUGGUUAACUGUGAAGUUGUAUACAAGGUGCACUUGCUUAUUUCUUUAAUACAGUUCAGCUUCUAAUAUUUAUAUCACAUCGAAAGCAACGUACCUAGUAAUAGAGAAGGAGGCUGUCUUAUCUUCAUAUUCCCAGCACCUUACAUAUAGCCUAGCACUCAGUAGCUGUUUAGUAAAGGAUUAUAGCCUGAUCUUAAUCAUAAAAUGGUGAAGGAAGAUCAGUCUGUAUUCCUGACCCCAUUAUGGACAAAACAACACCAAGAGCACAGUCUCCUGAAUGUGGGUCCAUCUUUGCUCUCUUCAAGUAAGGACAGCGUUAGGAAAACCAGGCAAGCCAAGGUCACAGAACUGGACAAAGAAGUUCUCAACUUAUGAUUAUUAUGGUUAAGAAUUUUAUUAUCAAAAUUAUUACAUCUCUUGUGAAAGUUCAAAUGUUACAGCAAGGUGUAAACACUCCACUUGAGAAAGAAGUGAUACUUCUUCCCUUCCAAGAGUCCCCCCCACCCCCCGCCCCCCCCCCCAGAGGUCUGGUCUUGACAGCACCCUGCCCACACAGAGUGGCUGGGGUCUCUGCACGUGCCAGGCAGGGUGAGGGCCGCCUGCCCGCUGGCCUCUCCCCUCAGUCAAAAGCCAAGGGGAGAAUGCAAACCCCAGCCCAAAUGGAGAGACAUUUACAUACGUUUUAUAUAAUAUACAAAGAAACCAGCAUCCCAGGCAACAUGAUUUCCACUCCCAACGCUCUCCCAGACUGAUGGGUUUGUGGGGGAAACAAAAAGAAAAGUAUUCUGCUGAAGUCUCAGCAUUAAAAAAAAAUCUCCCCUCAUUUGAGCAAACACCUGAUUUCAAUUUUGAAAAAGUGAAAUUUUGUAACAGUCACACACAAAGAGAGAAGACUGUGCAUAUGAUAGUUGUAGGAGAGGGUAGAAAGAAAGGGGAUGUAAGAGGCUGAGGGAAAAAAGGAGAAAACAAACUGGAGGGAAGGAAGGAGGGAGACUCACAGUAUUAUCUUGUCCAAAAGAAAGAAGUAAGGUCCACUGCAGCACCAGGGAUUACACCUGUCAGAUAUCUGCUACCCCUACCAUGGUUAUAACUGAAUACAAAAUUAGAUAAAUAAAAACACGCCGGAUAUUACAGUAAACAAGUGAAAGAAAUAAGCUGGCAACCGUAUGGAAUUUAAAAAGAUUGUGUACUCCACCUGGCUGGCUCCAGGGCUCCUGCAGGGGUGUACAACAGGCACAAUGCACUGAUGGGGAGAAGCCAGUCUGCUCUCAUCUCUCAUCCAGAACAGUGUUAUUAGGUAUGUGGGUGGCUUUAUAACACUCUCACCUGGGCCACUCUCAAAUAAGCAUCUCCCAAAGAAACGUGGGACAUGCCACACACAAUCACAGCCCUGUCGGUGCCAUUCCACAAAUGUAUCUUUCCACUCUUACCCUGCAGUCACGAGUGCAUGCUCCCCAAUCAUGGAGGCAGUCCUACUCAGGGGAUCGUCAACUCCUGAUUAAUUGGGAGUAGAAAAAAUAAAAUUCAAAGAAUUCCCUAACCACCUGGGACCCUUCCUAAUCAAAUUUAUUGCCAAAAGCUGAUAAGUAGCAAUGCAAUUGGCCCAUCUCAGUUAUAUCUCUUUUCUUUGCCUACUUACUUCAUAGAUUACUGAGCUGUGAAAUAGCUGGGGGAAGGGGAGUGGGAUGGUACCAGCUGGGGGCUCAGACAAUCUACUAGGACAGUCUGCUCCUGAAUAAUCAAGAGUUGACCAUGAGCUCUUCCUCAGAGAUCCAGGCACCCCUCAGUCAAAGCACACUCCAAGCUUCACUAUCCCCGCCUCUUUCUUGGUGUUUCUAAGACAAAGGUAAGGAAUAUUCUUGGGUGGACACAUCUUGGCCAGAUAACUGCUUUUGGAAUGGUUGUCUUAUAUACCUACCUUUUUUCUUAAGUGCAUAAAACCCUAACACUACUCAGAUGGCUUGGGGCUUUGAGAUUUGCUCUUCUCACCAUUUUUUCCUUUGAAAACUUUUUUUUUUUUUUGAUUU
Orcinus orca (killer whale) is the source of this 18825-nucleotide messenger RNA. It is a transcript of the gene LHFPL4, whose product is annotated as LHFPL tetraspan subfamily member 4. Gene Ontology annotation, molecular function: GABA receptor binding. The transcript is spliced from 3 exons. The coding region runs from base 1102 to 1845 and encodes 247 amino acids. Gene Ontology annotation, biological process: sensory perception of sound; gamma-aminobutyric acid receptor clustering. Gene Ontology annotation, cellular component: inhibitory synapse; postsynaptic membrane; plasma membrane. NCBI's taxonomy places the organism in Eukaryota, Metazoa, Chordata, Mammalia, Artiodactyla, Delphinidae. The record is from RefSeq and is a predicted model, not a curated record.